AGCAGCAAUGACGGGACAUGGAAGAACGAUCCGAACGCCGUGAGCCAGAUGGAACUUGUUGAUGACGGAGACGAGAACAAGGAGCGCGGGAACUGGUCCAACAAGGCCGACUACAUCCUCUCCUGUAUCGGGUACGCCGUCGGGCUGGGAAACGUCUGGAGGUUCCCCUACCUCGCUUACGAGAACGGCGGAGGUGCGUUUUUGAUCCCGUACGUUGUGAUGUUGGUGUUUGCCGGCCUUCCCAUCUUCCUGUUGGAGACCUCCCUCGGACAGUUCGCCAGCCAGGGACCGAUCCGUGUCUGGCGCUGUCUGCCUCUCCUGCAAGGUAUCGGUUACACCCAGGUGAUAGCGUCGGCGCUGGUGGGGAUCUACUACAACUGCAUCAUCGCGUACACACUGUUCUACCUGUUCUCGUCUUUCACCUCUGACCUCCCGUGGAGAACCUGCAACAACACCUGGAACACCGGCGACUGCGUGGAGAGCUUCUCUCUCAAAAACUGGACCGGAAAUAUUUCAAGCCGCGUCAGUCCAAGCUCGGAGUAUUUUGACCGGUACAUGCUGACGCGCUCGUCUGGAAUAGACGAGCCGGUAACGGUGAAGUGGGAGCUGGCGCUGUGUCUGCUGCUGGCCUGGAUCGUUGUCUACUUCAGCCUCAUCAAGGGCAUCAAGUCCUCCGGAAAGGUCCGUAUGCUUACAACCUGUGAUACCCUGAUUGUGGCCCUGACGAACUGCGCGACGAGCGUGUUCGCCGGUUUCGUCAUCUUUUCCAUUCUCGGUCACAUGGCCUUGAAGCUGGGCGUCACGGUACCUGAAGUCGCGAAAUCAGGUUUUGGCCUGGCCUUUGUCGCGUAUCCCGAAGCCCUGACCUUGCUGCCAGUCUCACCGCUAUGGGCCAUUAUCUUCUUCCUCAUGCUCUUCACCCUCGGAUUGGACAGUCAGUUCACGAUCGUGGAGACGGUUGCCACGGCGAUCUGUGAUGGCUGGCCGAAGCUUCUGUGGAAGAAGAAAUGGCUGGUGAUGCUGGGCAUCUCCGUGCUGUGCUACUUGCUGGCCAUGCCCUGUCUCACACAUGUACGUAGCCAUGCCCUGCCUCACACAUGUACGUAUGCUACCUGCUGGCCAUGCCCUGCCUCACACAUGUACGUAUGCCCUGCCUCACACAUGUACGUAUGCUACCUGCUGGCCAUGCCCUGCCUCACACAUGCUGGUAUCUACCACGUUAACCUGAUUGACUCCUACGCGGGUGUCUACCCUCUCAUCAUCGUGGCCAUCAUGGAAUGUAUCGGCAUCUCUUACCUCUACGGUUUGAAACGAUUCUGCAAGGACAUCGCCAUGAUGGCUGGUUCCGAGCCCAACUACUACUGGCAGGCAAACUGGGCUUUCAUCACACCGGCCCUGCUCACCUUCGUGCUGAUCUUCAGUUUCGUGUUCCACGAAGACGUGUCGUACGGACCCAUCCAGUACCCGGGCUGGGCCCUCGCGCUGGGCUACCUCAUCCUGGUCUUCUGCGCCAUCUGGAUACCCGGUGUGGCCGUCUACUGGCUCGUCGUCACUCCCGGUACCUUCAUGGAGGUGAGGCAUCGGGUUUCAGGGGUAGUAUGUAAGGCUCGGGUUUCAGGGGUAGUAUGUAAGGCUCGGGUUUCAGGGGUAGUAUGUAAGGCUCGGGUUUCAGGGGUAGUAUGUAAGGCUCGGGUUUCAGGGGUAGUAUGUAAGGCUCGGGUUUCAGGGGUAGUAUGUAAGGCUCGGGUUUCAGGGGUAGUAUGUAAGGCUCGGGUUUCAGGGGUAGUAUGUAAGGCUCGGGUUUCAGGGGUAGUAUGUAAGGCUCGGGUUUCAGGGGUAGUAUGUAAGGCUCGGGUUUCCAAGUACUGUAGAAGUUAG
Branchiostoma floridae (Florida lancelet) is the source of this 1878-nucleotide messenger RNA. Its product is annotated as sodium- and chloride-dependent glycine transporter 2-like. The record is from RefSeq and is a predicted model, not a curated record. Lineage: Eukaryota; Metazoa; Chordata; Leptocardii; Amphioxiformes; Branchiostomatidae. Gene Ontology annotation, cellular component: membrane. The transcript is spliced from 12 exons. Gene Ontology annotation, molecular function: L-proline transmembrane transporter activity. Gene Ontology annotation, biological process: sodium ion transmembrane transport. The coding region runs from base 49 to 1878 and encodes 609 amino acids.